Penicillium roqueforti is the source of this 2268-nucleotide messenger RNA. RefSeq names its product Zn(II)2Cys6 transcription factor domain-containing protein. The transcript is spliced from 3 exons. Gene Ontology annotation, molecular function: zinc ion binding; DNA-binding transcription factor activity, RNA polymerase II-specific. The record is from RefSeq and is a predicted model, not a curated record. Lineage: Eukaryota; Fungi; Ascomycota; Eurotiomycetes; Eurotiales; Aspergillaceae. The coding region runs from base 1 to 2268 and encodes 755 amino acids. Gene Ontology annotation, biological process: regulation of DNA-templated transcription.
AUGCCGGGAGACCUCAAUUCUCCCAAGGCGUCAAUUCCUACCGUGAAUCCACCGCGGCGCCAAAAUACAAGUUGUGAUUCAUGCCGGCGUUCCAAGCGGCGAUGUGUUGUGCAGUCGGACCCAGACGGCAUUCCCAAUGCGAUAUGCACGAAUUGCCAGCGUUUGAGACGCCAAUGUACGUUUGAAUUCGCUAUAGCCCAGUCCAGUCUUCCUUUCUCGCGAAAACGACAGAAGCGCGACUGCGAGGAAACCAGUGGGCCAACAACGCAAAAUGAAUCGAAUGACUUCGAUACAACAAUCGAGGAAAUCACUGGAAGCUCGAUCAAUCGAUUCGAUGCUGCAUCUAUUGCUGACCAAGAUGUUAUGGCAGCUUGGCUGAAUCUUGAUUAUGAUGAGAUUGUCGCGGAUAGCGCCACCUCCUUUUCAACCAACCUCGAACCUUCUAAUUCAUUCGAUGCGCUUCGUUCUGAGUACAUAGCGCCCGCAGAGAGCCAACUUACGGCCACCACAUCCCAACUGACUCGCUUGCAUCGAGGACAGAAUAUCCGAUCAGAUAAUCACCGGCCAACAAUUAGGCUUUCACUCAACAGUCCCAUCUACCUGCUGAAUUCUGGAGUAGACGCGAAGAUCUUUGGUGAUCGUCUCGCCCGGAUCUAUGAAGCAAUAGCAACAGCCAGUGCAUCCAGAUUCUUGGACUACGACUGCAAUCUCUAUGCGACUGGCAGUCGCUACCGGUUGGGGGACAAUGACUCAGGGAGCUCAAAUGGAUCCGAAACUGCCAGGCCAACCGUUGAUGUAACCGCUAUCUCACCACGGCUUGAUCUUUCAGUAUCAUCGCAAGCAAUGUCUCAUGAAAUUUCCUUGAUAGGAAGUGUUCGGUUCCUUGAUCAUUUGGGCGGUCUUUAUGGCAAUCGACUGAACUCGGCUGCUCGGAAGAAAUCAGAUGACACCUUCUAUGCUGUCCUUCGCGUAUUCUCGAUGCAAUGGUUACCGAACUCACCUUCGUUUGAAGUGGGUUCUCCUUAUGAUCACUUUGCUCGGAAUCUAGAGGCGGGAGAUGACUCUUCCUUGAACGCCUUCACUGAUGCUUGGGUGCGGGCAAGAUCACUCCUCAAUGAUGCGCACGACGUUCGGUCAUUUCGAGUGGUAUUGGCAACACUCAUGUUCGUUGGGAUUGUUAUACCAACUAAAAUAACUGAUAGAGAGGAUCUCGUACCGAACGACUUCCUUGACACAGCUCUGCAAAAGUUAUCCUAUUUAGAUGGACUUGUUACACAAUACUGUGCGAACGUGGGGCCGUCAUCUAUAUAUGGAGCUCUUGCUGAAGCAAGUUUAAGCAUUAUCCGAUGGACCGCGUAUAUUCGCGACACAGGCGCAGCGUUAGCGAUGGAUCGGCAAUGCAAACUUCCAGAUCUGUGGGGUACUACAAAAGUCCUCUCAAAUAAAGAGGCCGUGGCAGCAUUGGCAGUCUCUCAGAAUAUCUUAGAGUUGGAUAUCAAUGUCCAACCCAUCUGCCGGAAAGCAAGUGCGGAAAUAUUUUGUGUCUGGAGGCAGAUCAUAAGCAUCAAAACAGUUGCUAACCAGUGGCAUUGCACUAUCAAUGAACGGUCCUCGUCAAUCAUUAGAGCAAUAAACUUGAGUGUGGCAGCUGUCCGUGACUUCAGCCAAUCAUUCCAACCUUUCAUCUCUCAGUGCAUCAGAAAGUUCGAUUGUCUGUCCACGUCUCCCAGGAUAUCUCUUGUUUCUCUCGUGAUGUUUUGGAACCUUGGCAUUUUCCUAUUCGCCGAAGUAUUUAGAAAGGUGACCAAAGACCUUGAUACCUACAUCGAACAAGAAUCAGGACCAACCGUCCGAGAAUACCAGCGCGAGGCAGCUUCAUGUGUGGCACAAGUAGUUGAAUGUGUACACAGCUUGCCUACCGAGGAAGCUUUUAACCUCCAGAAUGGACUCGGCGCCGAAGUCCCAAUCACCGCUUAUCAUGUCACACCGAGCUUGGCUGUCACGACUCUUCAACGGGCCAUUGAGAGUGUGAUAGACCUGCAACUUCGCUCUCGCUCUGAUGCUGAUUUAUCAGACUUAUCAGACGACACGCAGUUUUUGAUACCGGAUGGGACCUGGGACCGACAAAUUGACAUUCUCAUGAAAGGACUCAUCUCGCUUGACGUUACUAUUGGCGGAUCACAAACCAGUGGUGUGGCCGUUAGAGGGUUAAUGCACAAACAUGGGGACAUAAUAUCCGAGUGUUGGACUUCGGGGUUUGACUCAUGA